UCUCUGCAGGUAGAGCGGGAGAUAGCCAUUCUGAAACUCAUAGAGCAUCCCCACGUUUUAAAGCUGCAUGACGUCUAUGAAAAUAAGAAAUACCUGUACCUGGUGCUGGAGCACGUUUCUGGGGGGGAGUUGUUCGACUACCUGGUGAAAAAGGGCCGGCUAACGCCUAAAGAGGCCAGGAAGUUCUUCAGACAGAUCAUCUCAGCCCUGGACUUCUGCCACAGCCACUCCAUAUGCCACAGAGAUCUGAAGCCUGAGAACUUGUUGUUAGAUGAGAAGAACAACAUCAGAAUAGCAGACUUCGGCAUGGCGUCUCUGCAGGUCGGGGACAGUCUGCUGGAGACCAGCUGUGGGUCUCCGCACUACGCCUGCCCAGAGGUGAUCAGGGGGGAGAAGUAUGACGGGAGAAAAGCAGACGCGUGGAGCUGUGGAGUCAUCCUGUUUGCACUUUUAGUGGGCGCUCUGCCUUUCGACGACGACAACCUGAGGAACCUUCUGGAGAAGGUGAAGCUGGGUGUUUUCCACAUGCCUCACUUCAUCCCUCCAGACUGUCAGAACCUUCUGCGCGGUAUGAUUGAAGUGGACGCCGGCAAGAGGCUCACGUUAGAGCAGAUCCAGAAGCACACGUGGUACCUAGCUGGGAAGAACGAGCCGGAGCCAGAGCAGCCCGUCCCCAGGAAGGUGGCCAUCAGGACUCUGGCUGCAGCCGAGGAGAUCGACCCCGACGUCCUGGAGAGCAUGCACUCCCUGGGCUGCUUCAGAGACAAGGAGAAACUGACCAAAGACCUGCUGUCUGAGGAAGAAAACCAAGAGAAGAUGAUCUACUUCCUGCUGCUGGACCGCAAGGAGAGGUAUCCGAGCCAGGAGGACCAGAACCUGCCGCCACGCACCGAGAUCGACCCUCCGAGGAAGCGCGUGGACUCGCCGAUGCUGAGCCGUCACGGUAAGCGGAGACCGGAGAGGAAGUCCAUGGAGGUGCUGUGCGUCACGGAGGGAGGAUCCCCCGUACCCGUACGACGAGCCAUCGACAUGGCAACCCACGGUCAGAGCAAAUCUGUUUUCAGUAAAAGCUUGGAUAUCACAAACGCUAACUGCAGCAAGGAGGAAAGUUUUCAAAGUAUUCCUGUUUCUCUGUUGGCCAUGAUGACGUGA
Molecule: messenger RNA, 1152 nt
Organism: Cottoperca gobio
Lineage: Eukaryota; Metazoa; Chordata; Actinopteri; Perciformes; Bovichtidae
Product: serine/threonine-protein kinase BRSK2-like
Exons: 12
Biological process (GO): intracellular signal transduction; protein phosphorylation
Cellular component (GO): cytoplasm
Molecular function (GO): ATP binding; protein serine/threonine kinase activity
Source: RefSeq, a predicted model, not a curated record